CCACCACCACCUCGCUGCCGCAAUGAAGGACCGGUCGCCACCGUCAUCGUACGGCGCCGUCUACGUUCCUCCCCACCGCCUCCGCUCCGUCAUCACUACCCCUGCUUCGUCCAAUCACUCUUCCUCUGCUUCCGUCGUCGACUCCAAGACUGUCAGCACCAACAGCUUCGCAAACCCUAGAGCCAAUCCCUACCCUUACUUGCCCCACAAUCAGUAUCAACACAAUCAACAGCACCAACAGCAGCAGCGAAAGAAGAAUUAUCAGUUCGUUUUCGACGAUGAUUUUUGCGAGGCAGGUUCCGAUCGUGACAUCGAGCCUUCGUCCAAUCCAGGCACUUCUAUCUCUGAUGACGUUGGCGGGUGGAGAUGGAAGUUGACUACAUUUUUACGUAGCAAGGAUAAACAAGAAUUGGUGUCUAGGGAGAAAAAGGAUAGACAUGAUUUUGAGCAAAUAGCGGCUUUGGCAAGCAAAAUGGGUUUGUAUAGCCAUUUAUACAUAAAAGUUGUCGUUGUUAGUAAGGUCCCACUGCCAAACUAUAGAUUUGAUCUGGAUGAUAAGCGGCCACAGAGAGAGGUGAUCUUACCUCCUGGUUUACAAAGGAGAGUGGAUUGUUAUCUUGGAGAAUACCUUUCUCAAAAGUCAAGGAGUAUGGAAGGUUUUUGGGAUAUUUCAAGAUCAAACAGUAGCUGUAGCAUUGCCACUGACGAGGGGCUUUUUGAGCAACCAGAGCCACUGCCACAGAGUAAGGCUGCCAUGGAGAACAUCAUUUGGAAAAGAAGUUUGCAAAUGCGCAGUCAGCAACAAGUUUGGCAGGAAUCUUCAGAAGGUAGAAAGCUGCUGGAAUUUCGUAGGAGUCUUCCUGCUUAUAAAGAGAAGGAGGCUUUAUUAAUGGCCAUUUCACAGAAUCAGGUUGUUAUCGUCUCAGGUGAAACUGGGUGUGGGAAAACCACUCAGAUUCCCCAAUUCAUUUUAGAAUCUGAGAUUGAAUCUGUUCAUGGAGCACAAUGUAGCAUUAUCUGUACUCAGCCUCGACGAAUAUCUGCUAUGUCUGUUUCUGAAAGGGUUGCCACAGAGAGGGGAGAGAAAUUGGGUGAGAUGAUUGGUUAUAAAGUUCGGCUGGAGGGUAUGAAAGGGAGGGACACCCACCUACUCUUUUGCACCACUGGCAUCUUGUUGAGAAGAUUACUGGUAGAUAGAAAUUUGAAGGGUAUAACCCAUGUUAUUGUCGAUGAGAUUCAUGAACGUGGAAUGAAUGAAGAUUUUCUACUUAUUGUACUGAAAGAUCUUCUGCCUCGGCGGCCUGAACUGAGGCUGAUUUUGAUGAGUGCAACCUUAGAUGCAGAGCUUUUCUCUUCCUACUUUGGUGGGGCUCCGACUGUUCACAUUCCGGGCUUUACCUACCCUGUUCAAACUCAUUUCCUGGAAAAUAUUCUCGAAAUGACGGGGUACCGAUUGACCCCAUACAAUCAAAUAGAUGAUUACGGUCAGGAAAAGAUGUGGAAAAUGAACAAACAAGCUCCAAGAAAGAGGAAGAGCCAAAUUGUUUCUGCUGUUGAGGAAGCACUAAGAGCUGCUGAUUUAAAGGAUUUUUCUCCAGACACACAAGACUCUUUGUCCUGUUGGAAUCCAGAUUGCAUUGGUUUUAACCUCAUCGAAUAUCUUCUAUGCAAUAUAUGUGAGAAAGAAAAGCCUGGAGCCGUUUUAGUUUUUAUGACGGGGUGGGAUGAUAUAAGCUCUCUGAAGGAUAAGCUCCUUGCUCAUCCUAUCUUGGGAGAUUCAGGCCGAGUUUUGUUGCUUGCGUGCCAUGGUUCAAUGGCGAGUGAAGAGCAGAGGUUGAUAUUUGACGAGCCCGAAGAUGGAGUGAGGAAAAUAGUAUUAGCAACUAAUAUUGCCGAGACUAGUAUAACAAUUAAUGAUGUCGUUUUUGUUAUUGACUGUGGAAAGGCGAAAGAGACAUCAUAUGAUGCACUGAAUAAUACUCCUUGUUUGCUUCCUUCCUGGAUAUCAAAGGUUUCUGCUCAACAAAGAAGAGGAAGAGCUGGCCGUGUUCGACCAGGAGAGUGCUACCAUCUUUAUCCCAAAUGUGUAUAUGAUGCUUUUGCAGAUUAUCAGUUGCCAGAAAUUUUGAGGACACCUUUGCAGUCACUUUGUCUGCAAAUCAAAAGUUUGAAACUUGGAAGUAUAUCUGAGUUCCUAUCUAGGGCUUUACAGUCGCCAGAAUUACUGGCGGUUCAAAAUGCUAUUGAAUAUUUAAAAAUUAUUGGGGCUUUGGAUGAGAAUGAAAAUUUGACUGUUUUAGGUCGCUACAUGACGAUGCUUCCGAUGGACCCCAAACUUGGAAAGAUGCUAAUACUUGGUGCUGUAUUCAAUUGCCUGGACCCAGUGUUGACUGUCGUUACCGGUCUUAGUGUCCGAGAUCCAUUCUUAACACCAAUGGACAAGAAGGAUCUAGCAGAAGCAGCAAAAGCACAAUUUUCACGUGAUUACAGUGAUCACCUUGCUCUUGUCCGGGCUUAUGAGGGCUGGAAAGAAGCUGAAAGAGACCUAGCUGGAUAUGAAUACUGCUGGAAGAAUUUUCUGUCUGCUCAAUCAAUGAAAGCUAUUGAUGCUCUGCGAAGGGAGUUCUACUCCUCACUUAAGGAUACUGGCCUUGUUGAUAGCAACAAUGCCACCUGCAAUGCAUGGAGUUAUGAUGAGCAUCUCAUUCGAGCUGUUAUUUGCUAUGGCUUGUAUCCUGGAAUUUGCUCUGUUGUGCACAAUGAAAAGUCAUUCUCGUUGAAAACAAUGGAGGAUGGUCAGGUGCUCUUGUACUCAAACUCCAUCAAUGCUCGAGAAUCUAAGAUUCCGUACCCAUGGCUAGUUUUCAAUGAAAAGAUCAAAGUGAACUCUGUUUUUCUUCGAGAUUCAACCGCUGUUUCUGAUUCGGUGCUGCUCCUAUUUGGUGGAAGUAUUUCAAGGGGGGAUACUGAUGGCCACUUAAAAAUGUUAGGAGGAUACUUGGAGUUCUUCAUGAAACCAGCCCUAGCAGAGAUGUACCAAAGCUUAAGGAGAGAGCUUGAUGAUUUAAUUCAGAACAAAUUGGUGAAUCCCAGAUUGGAGAUACACACCCAUCAUGAACUUAUGUCGGCAGUAAGGCUUCUAAUCUCAGAUGAUCGAUGUGAUGGCAAAUUUGUGUUCAACCGGCAGCUGAUAGAGCCCUCGAAGCUGUCUAUUACAGCAGCACCUCCGGCAUUGGUUUCAAGAACAGAGAGUGGUCCCGGGGGUGAUAAUUCGAAGAGCCAGCUCCAAACAUUGCUCACACGGGCAGGCUAUGCGGCUCCCACCUAUAAGACUAAGCAACUAAGUAACGGCCAGUUUCAAGCCACUGUGGAGUUCAAUGGAAUGCAGAUCAUGGGGCGGUCUUGCAACAACAAGAAGCAAGCGGAAAAAGAUGCAGCUGCUGAGGCUCUUGAAAAGCUUAUGGCUAGGACGCGUAGAGGCCAUGAUUAUAUUGAACAAAUGUCAAUCUUGCUGAAGAAGAGCAAGAGAGAUCAUAACUAAACUUUGAUGAGCACAGUAUCAAGUGCUGUUUUGAUUGCAAUUCUGAGGUAACAGUGUCAGUAGGCCUAUGAAAUCCUGAACAGCAUAAGCAAUCAGAUUGAUACUUCAGUGUCGAAAAUAAGAGAGAAGUCAAAGGUAAAACACCCCGAAUGGUUGUGAUUGCAUGGACGUUUUGGAUGCGAAGAUUAGCCUAUUUUUCUGCAUCUGGCCUCAACUUCUGUAGCGAGGUGGUUGGUAGUUACUUCGAAGUGUUCAUGGGAGGCAGAUGAUGCAGCAUUGGAAGCAGCAGCUCAAAGAGAAGAUUGUGAGAUUUGUUUUUUGUUUUUGUUUAUGUCAUGUCAGAGGUCACAUUGAUCCUGACUCUUCUCUUUGGUUUAUGUAUAUAUAUCAUCAUAAUAUUUCAGAAUUAUUAGAAUGCAAAAAGUUCCUAGGGGAUUCAAUUGUGCUGAUAAUUCUUGUGGGAUUGUUAGUGUUCGUGGACAGGAGGGGAGCUUCUAUUUCCACACAUGAUUUCCUCUCAGUGCACACCUUUUUGAUUCGGAAAUCAACUUCCGAAUAAAAUUAUUUGGUUCAGGAAUUAACUUUUGAACAAAAUUAUUUGGUUUGAUUGUAUCUUUGAUUCGGAAGUUGAUUUCCGAAUAGAACUCAUUGGUUUGGAAGUUGAUUUUUGAACAAAUUUUGGGUACUAUUUGAUAUGGUACGAGUGCAAUACUAAAAUGAUUGUAGUCUA
Camellia sinensis is the source of this 4271-nucleotide messenger RNA. RefSeq names its product DExH-box ATP-dependent RNA helicase DExH5, mitochondrial. Gene Ontology annotation, molecular function: helicase activity; ATP binding; RNA binding. The record is from RefSeq and is a predicted model, not a curated record. Lineage: Eukaryota; Viridiplantae; Streptophyta; Magnoliopsida; Ericales; Theaceae. Gene Ontology annotation, cellular component: intracellular anatomical structure; nucleus.